AUGAGAAUACCAAAGACUGUCUUGAACCUUCAUCCCCCAUGCUCUAGACCGCGGUUGUUAAAGGCACGCCCUGUGUCGUGCUCGUUUCGAAGGGCGUUCCAUGCAUCGACAGGCAGACUAUUGAUUGAUUACGACCCCUACCUGACUCUAGGCGUGGACAAGUCGGCCGAUCCCAAGCAGAUCAAAAAGGCCUAUUACGACCUCGUCAAGAAGUACCACCCGGAUGUCAACAAGGAGAAGGACGCGGAAAGGAGAUUCCACAAGAUUCAGCAGAGUUACGAGAUCUUGCGAGAUAAGGAAAAGAAAGCGCAGUAUGACCAGUUUGGGAAAAGUGCAUUUGAUGAGAAUGGCAAUCCAAGUCCCUUUGGUGCUGGUGGUGGUGCACAGGGACAGAAUCCGUUCGCAGGAGGAGGCAAUCCGUUUGCAGGGUUUGGCGGUGCAAGCUCAGGGGGAAGACCCUUUGGCAAUAUGGGGUUUGAUUUUGAAGACUUGUUUCGGGAAGCAUUUGCUGGUGGGAGGGGGGCUUCGGGGAGAGGCGGAGGCCAAGGAGGUGCGCGCUUUGUUACGGAGCAUGUUGGGGACAAUGUCGAGGUUAUGAAGUCUAUACCGUUCAAGGAGAGUAUAUUUGGCGGAUCGGUGACUAUCAACUACAAGGUUCUCGACUCGUGCACCACCUGCCACGGAAGCGGCUUGAAAGAAGGAGCCAAGAAGCAAACUUGUCCCACCUGCCACGGAACCGGACAGACGGCACACGUCAUGGGUGGGUUCCACAUGGCGUCCACUUGCCCCACGUGUCACGGCUCUGGCGUGACUAUACCCAGAUCCGACGAGUGCGGUACCUGUCAUGGCAAUGGCGUGCAGGAGAUCCCCAAGUCAACGACUGUCAAGAUACCUCCAGGGAUCAGCAACGGCGCCCGGAUUCGGAUCCCCGGUGGCGGCGAUGCGCCAUACGUGACCAAAGACGAGUACAACCAAACGCGCAAUGGAGACUUGAUAGUGAGGGUCAAUGUGGAGAAGGACGCCAUAUUCACCCGUGAUAAGAACAACUUGGUCAUGGACAAGGAGAUUUUGAUGACCACGGCUUCCUUAGGGGGCGAGAUCAUUGUUCCUACCUUGGACGGGCAAAAGAUCAAGCUCAAGAUCAGACCCGGGGUGCAAAACGGCCGCAAGCUCGUGAUACCGGAAAGGGGUGUCCCCGUGAAUGGCAACUUGAACAACAGAGGCGAUCUCGAUGUCGUGUUGCAUGUCAAGACCCUCGUUCCGGAAACGCCGACCCAGACCGCGCUACUUGAAGCCUUGGCGGAUGCAUUUGACGACAAGAACGCCAAGCGAACCGAUGCCGACUGGCAGUUGGAGCUUGAGAACGACCUGGGCAAGGAGAAAGUGCUCGAUAUGGAUGAAAAGGAUCUUCACCCUUCCAAGUUGGCGAGAAUAAGCAAAGUCUUGGGCAAGUUCUUGAACUUUGACAAUGGAAAGAAAGAUGGUGAGUCUAAACAAUAA
Lodderomyces beijingensis is the source of this 1500-nucleotide messenger RNA. The record is from the annotation of a GenBank genome assembly. Lineage: Eukaryota; Fungi; Ascomycota; Pichiomycetes; Serinales; Debaryomycetaceae.